UUAUUUUCACGCUUAGUACAUCAAGCAUGUCUACUUUCGAAAAGACUCUUGUUAUUGAUGGUAAGGGCCAUUUGUUGGGCCGUCUCGCUUCUGUCAUUGCCAAGCAAGCUCUCAACGGUCAAAAGAUCGUUGUUGUCAGAUGUGAAGCCUUGAAUGUCUCUGGUGAAUUCUUCCGUAACAAGUUGAAGUACCAUGCUUACCUUAACAAGCGUUGUAUUGUCAACCCCAAGCGUGGUCCUUUCCACUUCCGUGCCCCCUCUCGUAUCUUGUACAAGGCCAUCCGUGGUAUGAUUCCCCACAAGACCGCUCGUGGUGCUGCUGCCCUUGACCGCAUCAAGCUCUUCGAAGGUGUUCCUCCUCCUUAUGACCGCGUCAAGCGUAUGGUCAUCCCUGACGCUCUCCGUGUCCUCCGUCUCAAGCCCGGUCGUAAGUACACCACCAUCGGUCGUAUCUCUCACGAAGUUGGCUGGAAGUACCAAGACGUUGUUGCUAAGCUCGAAGAAAAGCGUAAGGCCAAAUCUGCUGCUUACUACCAACGUAAGGUUGCUCUUGCCGGUCUCCAAAAGAAGGCUGUCGAAUCCAAGGCUGAUGCCGUCAAGGAUAUCAACGCUUCUCUUGCUCAACUCGGUCACUAAAUCUUUUUUUGAUUUGCACUCAUUUUGUUUCUUCAAACGGGGAAUUACAAAUUUAUAGUCGAUUGUGCAAAAGAGAGAAACAACAAUGCGAGAUAUAGAGAGUCAAAAUAUAUCAAACAAUAAAUAUGAACUGACAACCAAAUCUCUUUCAUUAAUCAAUAUAU
Mycotypha africana is the source of this 799-nucleotide messenger RNA. Its product is annotated as 60S ribosomal protein L16. Lineage: Eukaryota; Fungi; Mucoromycota; Mucoromycetes; Mucorales; Mycotyphaceae. The record is from RefSeq and is a predicted model, not a curated record. Gene Ontology annotation, cellular component: cytosolic large ribosomal subunit; ribosome. The coding region runs from base 27 to 635 and encodes 202 amino acids. Gene Ontology annotation, biological process: negative regulation of translation; translation. Gene Ontology annotation, molecular function: structural constituent of ribosome; mRNA binding. The transcript is spliced from 3 exons.